Penicillium argentinense is the source of this 909-nucleotide messenger RNA. RefSeq names its product GPI anchored serine-threonine rich protein. The transcript has a single exon. The coding region runs from base 1 to 909 and encodes 302 amino acids. The record is from RefSeq and is a predicted model, not a curated record. NCBI's taxonomy places the organism in Eukaryota, Fungi, Ascomycota, Eurotiomycetes, Eurotiales, Aspergillaceae.
AUGCGUUUCUCCUCCGGUGCCAUCUUCUCGACCCUCGUCGCCUUCGCUGCGGCCUACACCCAGCCCGACUACUCAAAGCCCCCCUCGGGCAACGCUGUCCGCGCUCCCGGUCUGAACGAGCAGGUCCCCGAGGGCACUCCUUACGAGAUCAAGUGGGAUGCCGACAAAGGUGACCGUGUCUCCCUGGUUCUCCUGCGCGGCCCCUCCACCAACGUCGUGCCCCUCGAGACCAUUGUUGAGAACAUCCCCAACUCCGGCCACUACACCUGGACUCCCGGCUACAACCUGACCCCCGACACCACCCACUACGGUCUUCUGAUCGUCGUCGAGGGCACCGGCGCCUACCAGUGGUCUUCCCAGUUCGGUAUCUCCAAGGGCUCCGGCUCCGGCUCCUCUGGCUCAGGCUCCCACUCCACCGUCACCAUCGUUGACGAUGUGACCACCACCAUCUGCCCCGAGACCGAGACCGAGACUCCCGCUCCCACUUCCACCCCCGCCACCAUUGUGACCGUCAUCGACAAUGUGACCACCACCAUCUGCCCCGAGGAGGACCAGACCAGCACCCCCGCUGCCGUCCCGACCUCCACCGCCACCCCGGUCGUCACUCCCUCCUCCGUCGCUCCCGUGCAGUCCUCUUCGACCGUCUACGGCACCAUCGAGGUCACCACCACCAUCUGCCCCGAGGAGGCCAGCAGCACCGCCACCCCCGUUGCUCCCGUUGUCUCCAGCCAUGUGCCCCACGUUCCCUCCAGCAUCAGCACCCUGAAGAGCACCCCUCUUUCCUCCGCAGGCGCCACCGGUACCGCCUCGGCCACCCCUUCCUCCACCCCCGUCUUCAACGGUGCCGGCCGCACCUCCAUCAGCCUCGGCGCCGUCAUGGCCGGUGUCUUCGCUGUCAUGGCCUUCUAA